Messenger RNA from Theobroma umbraticum, 2097 nucleotides. RefSeq lists its product as uncharacterized. NCBI's taxonomy places the organism in Eukaryota, Viridiplantae, Streptophyta, Magnoliopsida, Malvales, Malvaceae. The record is from RefSeq and is a predicted model, not a curated record. Gene Ontology annotation, cellular component: U2-type spliceosomal complex. Gene Ontology annotation, biological process: mRNA splicing, via spliceosome.
AGUUUUUUGCCUCAUCAAAAUUCGUCUGUUUAAAUUUCUCUCUUCGACUCCUGAUUUAUAAUCGAACGCGUGGCGGUAAUUUCUCUGUCCUAGUUUUCAUUUAGGGUUUUGCGAGUGAAAUCGUUACGUUUUUUAGAUCAAAAUUUGUUAUUGAUUCUAGGGUUAACUGCAAAUUUGUUCAACCUUAGAUUGCUUAGGGUUAAUUACGUAUUUGUUUACAAUCCUAUAGUUAACUCCAAACCUUUUAAUCUGAUUUAGAAGAGGUUAAUAUAGGCGUAUUCGAGGUGAGGGUAAUUGGUUUUAGCCGAUUGGGCAUCGAAAUCUGAAUAAUGGCAUUGAAGUUUCUGAACAAGAAAGGAUGGCACACGGGAAGCUUGAGGAAUAUAGAAAACGUGUGGAAGGCGGAACAGAAGCAUGAGGCUGAGCAGAAGAAAUUGGAAGAGCUCCGCAAGCAGAUCCAUGAGGAGAGGGAGCGCUCUGAGUUUCGUCUUCUCCAGGAGCAGGCCGGCCUUGUUCCGAAGCAGGAAAGAUUGGACUUCUUGUACGAUUCUGGACUUGCCGUUGGGAAGGGCUCCAGUAGCUCUGCUGGAGGCAGCGGAGGUGGAGGUGGAGGUGGAGGUUUCAAAGCUCUUGAAGAAGCCCUUCCAACGGCCAAGGCUGCUGAUGCUUCUGCCAAGCCGUCUUCUUCUGCCCCAGGAGCCCUGUUUGAGGACAAACCCCACUCGGCAAAUGAUGCCUGGCGCAAGCUCCAUUCUGAUCCUUUACUUAUGAUUCGCCAGCGUGAGCAAGAAGCCCUCGCCCGCAUUAAGAACAACCCUGUCCAGAUGGCCCUCAUUCGCAAAUCUGUUGGAGAAAAGAAACACAAGGAGAAGUCCCAUGAUCGCAAGGAAAACCAUAAGAAGCACCACCAGACUAGUUCCAAGCAUCGGAAACAUUCUUCAUCCAAGCAGCAUUUAUAUGCUGAAGAUGACACUUAUAAGGAGGACAAAAAGAUUAGAAGUCACCAUCGUAAGAGCUCUGAUUAUGAGGGCCACUAUCACAGAACAGAGUCACACUCAGAAGAUGAAUUAAAGGAAGCAGAAAGUCGAGAGAAGAAUCGCCACAAGCAGAAAUACAGAUAUGAUGAUCAAGAUGCUGUCAAGAGGAACCAUGACAAGUCUAAGCAUGACAAAUCUUCUUCUCAAGCUCCAAAAUGUUUUGAUGCAGAUAAAUAUCAAGGAAAAAAUAGGUCUUAUGACUAUAAAGCUACUGCACCUCGGGAUGAUAAACGUCGAAAUGUUGCUCCUAAACUUUCUGAAGAGGAUCGAGCUGCCAGGCUUCGUGAAAUGCAAGAGGAUGCUGAGUUGCAUGAAGAGCAAAGAUGGAAGCGGUUGAAAAAGGCAGAUGAGAAAGAUGCGCGGGAGGAUACGAUGGCCAGCAAAUCUGUUGGAAGAAACUUCUUGGAUGCUGCUCAUAGAAGUGUCUACGGUGCUGAGAAGGGAGGAAGCUCAACAAUAGAAGAGAGUGUUCGUCGCAGAACACAUUAUUCACAAGGCAGGUCUGGAUCAGAAGGAAAUGCUUUUAGACGCUAAUGCUCAUAAUCAUUCCGUCUCUUUGCAUUGCCAAUUCUCAUAAUCCAGGAUUGCCUUCAUAACAGCCGUCAGAUAUUGUGUCGACUUGGACAGAGGAUGAGAAUUCAGGUUCAUGGACUUGGAGAUGAAGAGGGUAACGGCUAGGGUGGCCUUGAGCAGUUGAGAAUUGGAGCCUGGGGUUUAUGUGACCUUGGCCUGGGUAUGGAAUCACCAACACAUGCCCUCUGUAAGCCUUCUUCUCCGUCGCUAUCUUGACUUUCUUUCUCUGUUUGCCUCCCCUUGGGUGGUUUUAAACUUUUGGACACGAAAAUGAAGCUCAAGAGGGUCGUUGUCGGGUGUUGCUAAUGUUGUAGACCACAGACCUUUUCCCUUUUUGAUUUUCCUCUUAUUACUUGUAACCAUUACCAACCAAGGAAGAGAAAGAUUUUCUUUCCAAUUUUUAUCUUGAUAACAACGUGAAUCUCAAAUGCUGUAUACUUUGUGAUAGCUUCCCAUCACGCUGCACGUGCAGAAGUAGUACAUGUAU